AUGGAGAGCGAGUUGAGACCGAGGCUCUGUUACCUCACUAAAGGAGACCGUGGGUAUGGCUUUCACUUGCACGGGGAGAGGAAUAGAGGUGGACAAUUCAUCCGAAAAGUGGAACCAGGGUCCUGCGCGGAAUGGGCCGGACUCCGAGCGGGCGACAGAGUUGUCGAAGUCAAUGGGGAGAAUGUGGAAAACGCAACCCACCAUGAAGUGGUGACCCGAAUCCGGGAGGUGGAUUUCCGCACACGGCUGCUCGUAGUGGACAGAGAAACUGAUGAAUACCUCCACAGACGCGGCUUGGCCUGCGCUGAUGCUCUAGCCAUGGAGAUGGGCACCCUCUCACCACGUCCCUCCCCAGCACCCACUCCUAGCUCCUCACCCAUCCCACCCAUUCUGCUGAGAGAGCUUGGAGCACUGUCCCCCAAAACAAAUCGCUAUGCCUUGUCCACAGUGCACCCCCUCACUAUCUCCCACUCCCCCACUCCCACGGUGACUGAUGGAAAGUCUUCCAGAAACUCCACAGCCUCAAGUAUCACUACAGACACAGAGAUUCGAGUGGAGCCUUCACCAGAGCCCACCACAAACCUCCUGCCCCGUCUGUGUCACCUGCUGAAGGCCGACAGCGGCUAUGGCUUCAACCUCCACAGCAACAAGAAGAAGGCGGGACAGUUUGUGCGAUCAGUGGACCCUGGUUCUCCGGCCGAACAAGCAGACAUCCGCCCUGGGGACAGGAUUGUGGAGGUGAAUGGCUUGAACGUUGACGGGCUCAAACACUCGGAGGUGGUGGCUUUUAUCCGUGCUGGAGGAGACGAAGUGCAGCUACUGGUGGUGGAUCCUGAGACUGAUGAGUUCUUCCUGGGACUGGGAAUAACACCCACAACCAGCCACCUCAAAGAGGUCUACGUGGACGAAGUUUCCACCACCGAAAGUAUCCCUCCGACCCCGUCUCCGACCAUCAGCCUCACCUCGUCACACAACCCCAUUAUAAAUGUCACGCUCACAGACGGCUCCCUCAGUCCCAAAUCCUCUCCCAAGUCUCGAGCCAACGGGAGCACAGCGUCGCAGUCGUCCCGCAGCUCCACCACACAUUCUGAGAUCAGCAGCUCCGAUAUGAGCAUUCAGGUCCCAGAUGAGGACGACCGGUGCGUGCCUGACCCUUUUUCAGAGAAUGGCCUGCGGUUGAGUCCAACCGCAGCAGAGGCCAAGAGGAAAGCCCUGGCCACCAGUCGCAACAAGAAGAGAGCUCCUCCAAUGGACUGGAGCAAGAAGAAAGAGAUCUUCAGCAACUACUGA
Messenger RNA from Knipowitschia caucasica, 1290 nucleotides. Lineage: Eukaryota; Metazoa; Chordata; Actinopteri; Gobiiformes; Gobiidae. The record is from the annotation of a GenBank genome assembly.